Messenger RNA from Chaetomium fimeti, 1602 nucleotides. RefSeq names its product general substrate transporter. Gene Ontology annotation, biological process: carbohydrate transport; transmembrane transport. Gene Ontology annotation, molecular function: carbohydrate:proton symporter activity. The coding region runs from base 1 to 1602 and encodes 533 amino acids. The transcript has 3 exons. NCBI's taxonomy places the organism in Eukaryota, Fungi, Ascomycota, Sordariomycetes, Sordariales, Chaetomiaceae. Gene Ontology annotation, cellular component: membrane. The record is from RefSeq and is a predicted model, not a curated record.
AUGCCCGGCGGCGCCGCCCCACCCCUGGCGGGCACGCCCGACGUCUCGCGCGUCGAGGCGCCCGUGACGAUGAAGGCGUACAUGAUGUGCGUGUUCGCGGCCUUCGGCGGCAUCUUCUUCGGGUACGACUCGGGCUACAUCUCGGGCGUCAUGGGCAUGCAGUUCUUCAUCCACGUCAUCGAGGGCGGCGACGCCACCGUGCUGCCCGCCUGGAAGAAGUCGCUCAUCACGUCGAUCCUGUCCGCGGGCACCUUCUUUGGCGCGCUGAUCGCGGGUGAUCUGGCGGAUUGGUUGGGCCGGCGGAUUACGGUGAUCCUGGGGUGCGCGGUGUUUAUUGUCGGUGUGGUGCUGCAGACUGCGAGUGCCGGGCUGGGGCUGAUCGUUGCUGGACGGUUGGUGGCUGGCUUCGGUGUCGGUUUCGUGUCGGCGGUGAUCAUCCUGUACAUGUCGGAGAUUGCGCCGCGGAAGGUCCGUGGUGCGAUCGUGUCCGGGUAUCAGUUCUGUAUCUGUGUGGGCUUGUUGUUGUCGUCGUCGGUGGAUUAUGCCACGCAGGAGAGGAACGACAGCGGCUCAUACCGGAUCCCGAUCGCGUUGCAGAUGGCGUGGGCUCUGAUUCUAGGAGCCGGCCUGUUCUUCCUACCCGAGUCGCCGCGGUUCUUCGUCAAGAAGGGCAAUUUGGAGGCGGCCGUUGUCACGCUUGCCCGGUUGAGGGACCAACCGCAGGACUCGGACUACGUUCGGGACGAGCUGGCUGAGAUCGUGGCUAACCACGGGUACGAAAUGAGCGUGAUCCCGCACGGCAGCUACUUUCAGGCCUGGGCUAUGUGUUUCCGGGGUUCGAUCUGGAAGGCCAACAGUUACCUUCGGAGAACUAUCCUGGGCACGUCGAUGCAGAUGAUGCAGCAGUGGAUCAGGACUGGCUGCAACUUCGUCUUCUACUUCGGCACCACCUUUUUCCAACAGCUCGGCGUUAUCGACAACCCCUUCCUCAUCUCACUCGUCACAACACUCGUGAACACCUGCUCGACCCCCAUUUCCUUCUACACCAUGGAGCGCGUUGGCCGGCGGCCGCUUCUAGUCUGGGGCGCCCUAGGCAUGCUGGUGUGCGAGUUCAUCGUGGCUAUCAUCGGCACCGUCAAGCCGGACGAUGACACAGCCGUCAAGGUCAUGAUUGCCUUCAUCUGCAUCUACAUCUUCUUCUUUGCCACCACCUGGGGCCCCGGUGCUUGGGUUGUCAUUGGCGAGAUCUUCCCCUUGCCGAUGCGUGCCAAGGGUGUUGCGCUAUCGACGGCGUCGAACUGGCUGUGGAACUGCAUCAUCGCCGUUAUCACCCCCUACAUGGUGGACAAGGACAAGGGCAACCUCGCGGCGAAGGUGUUUUACAUCUGGGGCGGUCUCUGCACGUGCUGCUUCGUCUACGCUUAUCUCCUGAUCCCCGAGACUAAGGGCUUGACGCUGGAGCAGGUGGACCAGAUGCUGGGCGAGACGAACCCGCGCAACAGCGCCAAGUGGGUGCCGCACAGCACGUAUGCGGGCGGCGAGCUCAAGGCGGAGAAGGAGGUCGGCCACGUCGAGAAGUCGGAUGGCGACAAUGGUGUUUAG